Phoenix dactylifera (date palm) is the source of this 947-nucleotide messenger RNA. RefSeq lists its product as uncharacterized. The record is from RefSeq and is a predicted model, not a curated record. NCBI's taxonomy places the organism in Eukaryota, Viridiplantae, Streptophyta, Magnoliopsida, Arecales, Arecaceae.
AAAACGCGAGACAAACUCGUCCCCGCUAUUUAAACACCGUCACCACCGGUGGUCUCCAUUUACCUUAGAUAUCAUCAUCCCUUCCCUUCCAGCGCUCCCCCGUCUAGCCAUGGCCGCCUCCGCUGCUGCCCUCCUCCUCGCCGUCCUCUCCCUCCUCUCCGCCGCCGCCACUGCGAGGCCCGGCGUCCACUUCCACCCCUGCAACACCCUCCUUAUCUCUUACUCCUUUUCCUCGUCCUCUGCGUCCUCCUCCGGCGACUCCCUCGUCGGCGAUCCCGCCAAGACCCACCCCACCGGCUUCUUCGCCGUCUACCGCAUCAUCACCCCCUUCCGUCCCCUCCACACCACCUCCUCCUUCGGCGAUCUCUACAUCCGCCCUGCCCAGAUCCGCCGCCCCGGGCUCCCCCGCCGGGCCGCCGUCGUCCCCGCGGAGCCCGUCGCCACCGCCUUCGGUUUCAGCUCUCUCCAGGAGCGCGCCAAGGACAUCCUUGUGGUCGUCGUCGGCCUCCUCUUCGGGGUCGGUUGCGGCGCCCUCACCGCUGCCACCAUGUACCUCAUCUGGUCCCUCGUCACCAACCGCUACGAGAUCUGCGGCGCCGAUGUGUACUCCGAGGAGGAGGACGAGGUCGAUGAGGGCCCCAAGAAGGGCGGGUAUGUCAAGAUCCCUGCCACCGAGCAGGCCCCGGCUAAAGAAGGGUAUGAGGGAAAUUAAGAUUAGGGUUUCCAUGAAUAGUGACGGGGGUGCUUAUAUAUAUGAUACAUAAAUUUGCAUAGUCUCGUGGUUUGUGUUAACUUAUGUGAUGUCAAGUGGCUCUCCUCUUUGAGGUUUGACUUGAAAUGUUGCAUUCUUAAUGCGUAUGACAUGGAGCUUAGUGUUUAAUUCGUUGUGAUUGUGAUUUGCGGGACACUUUUAUUCCUUGGAUAUUGAUAGGUUUAGGAUUGUGGAA